Molecule: messenger RNA, 4632 nt
Organism: Phyllopteryx taeniolatus (common seadragon)
Lineage: Eukaryota; Metazoa; Chordata; Actinopteri; Syngnathiformes; Syngnathidae
Gene: eml4
Product: echinoderm microtubule-associated protein-like 4
Exons: 24
Coding region: 265-3096 (943 amino acids)
Biological process (GO): microtubule cytoskeleton organization
Cellular component (GO): mitotic spindle
Molecular function (GO): microtubule binding
Source: RefSeq, a predicted model, not a curated record
GCGGAGUCGGAAGCGCGAGUGAGCGUCGCUCGGUCCGUCCGUCCUGUUCCUCCGUCGCUUCGGUUUCGGCUUCGGCGUUCUUCUUUCCGCGGCUUCUUCUCGGCGUCCGUCGCUCGCGAGGUGCUCCAGGAGCGGCUCGUCGUGCUCCACGUCGCGGGAAAGCAGUAGCGAACCGUGGCCGUGGGAGCACCGACGGAAAGGCGAAGGGGACUAGGGAGGCAUCGGCAACGCAGGCAGGCCUCCUCCGGCUCAGCCUGACUGGAAAUGGAGGCGUUCGGCAGCGGCGGCGCCGGCAGUCUGGACGACAGCAUGUCGGGCGUGAGCGUUUCGGACGUGAACGACCGCCUCUGCGCCCUGGAGCUUCGCGUGCAGCAGCAAGAAGACGAAGUCACGGUGAUGAAGGCGGCCCUCGCCGAUGUUCUUCGCCGUUUGGCCGCUUCAGAAGACUCGGCCGCUUCCGCCAAGAAACAGCACGGAGCCAAAGGGGGAGCCACGGCCAACGCGUGCAUCACCAACGGAGGAACGUCUGCACGAAAGAGAGACUCUGCCUCCGUCACCAGGAAGGAAAUGCUGUCCUCCGUCGUCAAGAGCGGAGCGGCCGAUUCCAGAAAGGAGGCGUCGGGUGUCCACCGAUGUCCGAUGGAAGAGAUCCACGAGCGGGAGGAAGCUCCUCGUGACCCCGAGGACCAGAGCCCUGCCCCCGCGCCCCCCCGCCUUCCCCAAAGUCCACAGAGAAGCCAGCCCGGUGACACUAGUAAAAGCCACGCGCCCCCCAAAAGGGGUCCAAGGCGCUCUGCAGGGGUGGAGCGUUCCCAAAGUAGCACCUGGGACACGUCCGAUGACAACAGAAACAAAUUGGUGAAAGCGGCGUCGACCUCCAAACUGCUUUCCAAAGUGGUAAAGACCGCGGACAGGCACAAAGAUCUGGUGGUGAGCCAAGCAUCCAAAAUGUCGACCCGGGAGAAAAACAGCCAAGCCGAAGGAAACCACAUCAAGAUGUUCAUGCGUGGACGCCCCAUCACCAUGUUUCUGCCCUCGAAUGUGGAAAACUACGACAACGUGCGCACAGACCUUCCCUCUGAGAAGCUCAAGCUGGAAUGGGUCUACGGUUACCGAGGACGGGAUUGCCGAGCGAACGUGUGCCUGCUACCCACCGGAGAGAUGGUGUACUUCGUCGCCUCGGUGGUGGUCUUGUUCAGCUACGACGAGCGAACCCAGAGGCACUACCUGGGACACACCGACUGCGUCAAGUGUCUUGCCGUUCAUCCCGACAAGAUUCGCAUCGCCACGGGCCAGAUUGCCGGCGUGGACAAAGAUGGAAGGGCCGUGCCGCCGCACGUUCGCGUUUGGGACAGCGUCAGUCUGUCCACGCUGCAGAUCAUCGGUUUGGGGACGUUUGAGCGAGGCGUCGGCUCCUUGGCCUUCUCCAGAGCUGACUCGGGUCAGCAUCUGAGCGUGAUCGACGACUGCAACGACCACAUGUUGACCGUUUGGGAUUGGCAGAAGAAGUGCAAGAUGGCCGAGAUCAAGACCACCACUGAAGUGGUCCUGGUCGUGGAUUUCCACCCCGCUGACCCGAACACCAUCAUCACCUGUGGAAAGUCACACAUCUUCUUCUGGGCCUGGACCGGCACUUCGUUGGCUCGCAAACAGGGCAUCUUCGGGAAAUAUGAGAAGCCAAAGUUCAUCCAGUGUCUGGCCUUCCUGAGCAACGGCGACAUUCUGACCGGAGACUCUGGAGGCGUCCUACUUGUGUGGACCAGGACCCCCACAGAGACUUCUGGGAAAGGACCGCGAGCCUUUCAGAUCGUUCGCCAAGUGAAAGGUCACGAGGGCAGCGUGUUCUGUCUGUGCGAGAUGAGGAGCGGCACCCUGCUGAGCGGAGGCGGAAAAGACCGCAAGAUUGUCCUGUGGGACCACCGCAUCCGAGCCGAGCGCGACAUCGAGGUUCCGGAUCAAUACGGGACCAUCAGGGCGGUGUCUGAAGGGAAGGGAGACGAGUUUCUGGUGGGAACGUCGCGGAACUUUAUUCUCCGAGGAACCUUCCAUGACGGCUUUACGGUGGAAGUUCAGGGUCACACGGACGAGCUGUGGGGCUUGGCGUCGCACCCGUCCAAAGAUUUGUUCCUGACGUGCGCUCAGGACCGUCUGGUGUGUCUGUGGAAUUCCAGCGAUCACAAGCUGCAGUGGAGUCGCAGCGUGGAGGAACACGGCCACUGCGCGGACUUCCAUCCCAGCGGAGGAGUGGUCGCCCUCGGAACGCAUUCGGGAAAGUGGUUCGUGCUGGACGCCGAGACUGCCGACCUGGUCGCCAUCCACACGGACGGCAACGAGCAGCUGUCCGUCAUGCGCUUCUCCGUAGACGGCGCCCUGCUGGCGGUGGGAUCUCACGACAACUUCAUUUACGUGUACGGCGUCGCCGACCGAGGACGGAAGUACAGCCGAUACGGCAAGUGCUCGGGUCAUUCCAGUUACAUCACACACUUGGAUUGGUCACCCGACAACAACUUCAUCAUGUCCAACUCUGGAGACUACGAGAUUCUCUACUGGGACGUUUCGAACGGUUGCAAAUAUAUCCGAAAUCGCUCCGAGUGUAAAGACAUCGACUGGGCCACGUACACCUGUGUGCUCGGGUACCACGUCUUUGGCGUGUGGCCGGAGGGCUCGGACGGGACGGACAUCAACGCCGUCAUUCGCUCCCACAACAGAAAGGUUCUGGCGUUGGCCGACGACUUCUGCAAAGUUCACCUCUUCUCGUACCCGUGCGCCACACCCAAGGCUCCCAGCCAUAAAUACAGCGCGCACAGCAGUCACGUGACCAACGUCAGCUUCCUGUUCGACGACAGUCACCUGAUCUCCACGGGCGGCAAGGAUACCAGCAUCCUACAGUGGCGACUGAUCGACAAGAGCGGCCCGGCGACGGGGGCGGCGGGAUCGUCGCCUUCGACCCCGCCGCCGGCCUCAGAGUUAGCGCCGCCUCCCCCGGGGUCCGCUCCGCCUCUCUCCGACAGUCCCGAGUACAGCUCGGACCCCGCCGCCGACGCGGACGUGCCCGGCGACGAUAGGGCGGCGACGCCCCUCGCGCCCCCCUCGUAGCCGCCCGCCGACGAGCGGCGGGACGCGGUCGGCCGCUGUCGGCGUUCGUCUUUGUUUCGAAAACGCGCCGCUCGGCCUCCUCGCGCUCCUGAGCUUAGGGGCGCGACUCCCGCCGCCGCAGGCCGUCCGGUGUGCGGUUUGCGUGUGCUUCUCGCACACAGGUGGGUUUUCCCUCCCACGUUCCAAAAACGUGAUUGAAGACUCCAAAUCAGGGGUCACGACCUUUUGGAAAGAUGCAGCUGCUUAUUGAGGCGUCUGACACGCACCAAAUUUGCUGAAAUGAUUUGGGGUCUCCUUGUCAUGCUGAGCUUUCAACUAGCCUAGUUUUUGUUGUUUUUUUUAUAUAUUGCCCUUUCCAAAUGUACACAUAGGAAUACCAACAGUCCGUUUCAUCUCACUGGUAGGUGGCACUCAUUUAAAAAAAAAAAAAAAAAAAAAAAAAAUUAUUAUUAUUAUUAUUUUUUUUUUUAGCAAACCCGAGUUGGCGACCACUCCCCUCAAUCGGCCACAGGUGUGAAUGUGAGCGGGGAUUCUUUUCCUCUCUGACAUUAUAUGUGCAACCGAUCCAUUGUUUGUCUACACGUGCGCGUGUUGUUUUCGUCGACGGUGACAAGAUCAUUUUGUUGGCGCCGGGACGUUGACGGUCAAAACGAGGGUCUUCAAUGACUAAAUCACGAGACUUUCUUUCUUCUUCUUACGAGGCAAAAACGGUGGCGGCUGCUCCGUGAGACAUUCAAAAUGCAGCAAAUCCUCGAGUUCUCAAGCAGGAAAACUUGCGAGCAGAGGCCGUCCACCAGGGGGCGAUGUCGGCCAGUUUCCUUCCUGUUUGAGGCUGCGUGUCCGCAUUAAUCAGUUAAUAAAUGUGGAAUUUGAAGUCUGUUUCAGUCAAACUAUUAUACAUCUCAAUCUGUAGUCAUGUGCGUAUUCAAAUAUGGAGAUUGAAAGUUUCAAGAUUGAUUGAUUGAUUGAUUAAAACAGACUUUUAUUAAUUGAUUAAUGCAGACACGAACAUUUGGGCUGUUGUUCAGAAAGGCAGGGGUGGCUGCUAGUCAUUUUGCUUUUGUUUGCGUUAAGGUCGUUCUAUUAUCCUGACGUGGGAGUAUUUUGUCAAAAUUCUGAAAUUAAUUAUAAAUUAUUAUUAAAUAAUGUACAUUUUAUUAAUUAUGAACAAACUGUGAUGAAAACUAGACCAAAAUCUUUUUUGAAUUUUCGUUGACUAAAACUGGACUAAACGAUCACUUAUUGAAAUGACUCAAAUGUGACUUAAGACUAUAACUAGGACUAAAAUUAAGACGGCCGCCAAUAAUAACACUGAUGUGCCCUACUGUUGACUGGCGACCAUUCUUGUUUGCCUAUGUGCUCUUUGAUUGUCUGGCGACCAAUCCGGGGCGCUCAAAGUCAGCCGGCAUCAGUCACGACUCGGCCCACGUCAGUCCACGUGAUGUGCGUGCGUGAGUUUGUCCUUGUGAUUUGCGUGCGUGACUCAGGCCACGUGAUAUGUGUGUGCGUGUGUGUGUAUGUGCGUGCAUUAGUCAG